Prorocentrum cordatum is the source of this 1638-nucleotide messenger RNA. Lineage: Eukaryota; Dinophyceae; Prorocentrales; Prorocentraceae. The record is from the annotation of a GenBank genome assembly.
CCGAAUGGGCGCGCGCCAACUCAGCCGUGAGCAGAGGGAGAGGAAAGAAGGGAGAGGGAGGGGGAAGGAGGGAGGGAAGGAGGGAGGAGAACGAAGGAACAGGGCGGAGGAAGAUCGCAAAACAUCAUGGAAAAAGGGGAUCCAGGAACUCGGAACGCAAAGCAUAUCCCGCGCACGAGCUGCAAUGCACGAGCCGCACUUUCGCAACCCACCGGGCUGCAUAUCGCUGCCACAGCCGUAUCGAUUCUCCCGAAUUCGGGAUGCGCUGCACGGAGUGAACACGCCCGGUUCCCUUGGGAGUGACGUCGCAUAUACCAAUUCGGAUCCCCCUCUGGGUGCAUUCAACCUCCGAUAGCCACCGUCUUCCUACGGAUGGGCGCAGCGAUCGACUCUUCCGAAACCGACAAGUUCGGUCAUGUUCCCUCCCCGACGUGGCCGGCGAUUGAUGCUAUAUGUUCAGCAUCCAAACCUUCGGCUGAUACCAGCGGUUAGGACUGUCUUGUGGGCGAUCCUGCGAUGUCGCACGUAAGCGCAUGGGCGGUAUUGGGUGGCACCACCCCUCGUACUCACCCUCUUUGAACUGGCAGGACUGGACCCGCCCCAAGCGGCUUGCCUGUCUGCGGGUGCUUCCCUGCAAGGAUGCGAUGCCGUCUCUUCCUCCUCGCGCCGUCCUCGCUGAACUUGCCCUUCUUCUCGAGCGACCCAGUGCACGCUGCACCAAGCCCCAGCCUUCUCGUCGCCGAAUGCGCCCCGCACGCGGCACAGGCAACGCAUGGCCCGUGCACCUCACCUCACGCGGUGCUCUCGUACUCCUGGUCGCUGAGAUUCGCCUGCCGCGCGCCGUUCACCACCUGCUCCUUCUCAUGCUGUAGACACAGCCGCUCCCGCUGCUAUAGCCACACACGUUCCCAAAGACCCCGAAGCACCUGUCCGUCUCGCCCCCGUUGAUCGCCACGGUGGUAGACUGCAUUCAGUUUCCCACAGUUGCUUGCGCAUACAUGUCGAGGCUGCUCGCUUGCCACAAGUUCGGUUGUAUGACCUUCCUCUUCGGCUUGUCUGGCUCUCUCUUCGGUACGUAUGACCACUCGCCUUUCAUCUUCUGGUACCACCAGCCAAUGCUCCGCACGGCUCGCCUCACCUUCGUCGCCAGUUCCUGGAUGGCCUGCUGCUUCCCGAAGUUUGAAUCCUGCUCCGCGCCCUCCUUGGCCAGCAACUUGGCCAGCAAGUCCACAGCUGCGAUGCAUUUGGCAAUAUUGAGCUCUUCGCCUUGCAAGUGCGAGAUCUUCGCCUUUCACCUGUGCGCCUUGACGUGCGUAACCGACUCGAUGUCCAGGUCCAGGUCCGUAGCCUUGUGCCAGAUGCGCCUCCACAAGUCCGCACGCGGCCGAUGCCCUUGUGGUCCGUGUGGAUGUGGCACGGCGGCAUGACAUUCUCCAGCACCUCACAGAAGGCCCACAUCUCCGCACUCUUAACCUUGCGGUGAACGGGGAGCUUGCUCGGCAAUCGGCCCCACAGCGACAAGGGGCCCCCAGGAGGCCCAAGAGGCCCCCUGGAGGCUCCCAAGAGUCCCGAAGAGGCUCCCAGGAGGCCCCAAGAGCCCCCCAAGAAGCCCCCAAAAGGCUCCCAAGAGGCCGAAAA